GAAAAGUAAGAAAGAAAGAAAGAAGAGAGAGAGAGAGAAAAGAAAAGAAAAAAAAAAAAAAACAGAAAUCAAGAAAAUCGAAUAAAACCGGAAAAUAUAAAAUAAAAUAAAAAAAACAGUCCAGAUCUUUUAGACAGUGUUUUUGUGUUGUCUGCGAUUCCCUUGCCAGAGCUUCCCCUCCGACCUAGGAACUCCGAGGGGAUACUUCACACCUCCGCUGCAACGUGAACGCACUCUAGGAUUUUCGAGGAUUUUCUAAAAGGAUCAAAUAUGAAUCUCCAUCUCUUCCUCGGCCUGGUCUCUGCACUCGUAGGACACGUUGGAAGCGUGGCAAUCAUACGCCUCUCAGUGCCGGAGGUCGUCCAAGCCAACACUUCAGCGGUCAUCCUGGACUGCGAGUACGGUGUCGACGACUGGGAGUACUCAGGCCUGGUCGUCAAGUGGUACGUGGACGGUGUGCACCUCGUGUACCAGUGGAUUCCGCCCCGCCUCCCUCAGGCCCUUGGGGUGCUCAACGGCCGUGUCAACACCACAUACGAGGCCUCGAAGGACGCCUGGGCCAAGUACCGAGCCCUCUACAUACCCAACCCGGACCCCAGCCUCUCCGGGCAGUACUCCUGCACCGUCAGUACCUUCGAGGACGAGGACACACGCUCAGCCAACCUCCUGGUUUGGGCUCCGGCUCGGUACGUGGACCUGAAGUACUGGCGGCCAUCGGAGCACCUCGUCAACAUCACCUGCUUCGCCACGGGAGCUGCGCCGAGACCUAAAUUCACAUUGUAUACUCGGGAUACAAAUGGGACAAGGAAAGAGGUACCCGUCCGCGGAGUGAGUGCCAGGCGAGAGAACGGGCUCUGGUGGGCGGGGGCGUGGGGCCUCAUCGUGUGGGCUGAGACGGAACCCGACACUAUCAUCGGGUGUACAAUAAAGCUCCCAGGAACCACCCAUGGCGAGACACGCAAGAAGAUUUACCACCGAGAUCUGCCGAUCAUCACCACAACCACAACUACAACAGUUGCCACAACCACCACCAAGGCCAGUGAACCUCCCAGGCGUUGGUCGAAUAUGUCCCAAAAUGUGCCUACCACAACCAACAGUUUCUUCGAUUUUCCAAGCCUGUUUGGUGCAGCCAAUGGAGAACUGAAGACGUUGCCAGCCUCCCUGUGUACCGUCAGCCUUACGUCCGUGUUGUCAGCGGUGUGGUGGUUGGUGGCUCUCCCUUGAAGAGGAGGCCUUGCAAUACAAAGAUAUAUCAAAAGACUAUGAUCUACUUUGUGUGUUUGUGUGCGUGUGAGUGAUGCUUGAAGAAAGCGUAUUCUGCAGCCUUGCUGGUUGGCAAAAUAAAGACCUCCUCCUGCUUCAUGUCUCAGACUCUAGGGAUGUAACCCACCGUAUUUCGGACACCCGAGGACGUGCCCAGUCAGUCUCGGAUCAGCGUGGGAUGUAAACCAUAAUGUUUCGACAGCCUGGGGACGUUCCCCACCGAUGAGCUUUAACUUACUGUGACUAUUCGGGCCAAGUGUGAUUCCUACUGUUGUUGACACUGUUGCUGAUGUUGUAAAUUGUUCUCUUUAUAUUGCUUUUCUCUCUUUAGAAAUCCCUCUAUUUUGUUUUGUCUGCCGGACCCUUUUAACGUCACUUGGAAAUGAUGAUCAAUUUUGUUAUGUCACAUAAUUUGUGGAGAUGUACUGAUAUCAGGAAUCCUUUAUUAUCAUUAUUUUUUCGUCCUGUUCAUUUUCCUUAUCGUUAUUUUUACCAACUUGCCUCUUACUAUCGCCAGCACAACUACAAGCAACAUUGAUGAUGUAGCUACAGUUACAUCAAUAAAUAAUAGAUAAGGUUGAUACAGCAUUGUUGGUGUAGCUACAGGUACAUCAAAGAUACAUAGAUAAGGUUAAUACACUAUAAAACAAAAUAGUUCACCAUUUCUGUCUUCACACUUCUCACUAUGCAUACUCCUCCUAUUGCUGCCCUACUAUAUCUGCUACUGCUGUUGCUGCUACUGCUGCUUCCUAGUAUUCCUGCUACUGCUCCUACUUCCGUUACUAACAAACUUGUCACUGUGCCUCUACCAGUCAACAAUGACAAACAUCUCUUCUGCUUCUGUUCUACAAACAUGUAUCUCUCUCUGGUGUGCUUUGUCUGAAGUCACUCCACACCUAAACCACUGUUUCAACUAUAACCACUAUCACAGUUAUUGCUCCAGCAUCAUCACACUCCUACUACCAAACAGAUCUUUCGUUUCUCUUGUUACUACCACUUGUACUUACACUAUACUGUAACCAGCCCCGAUGUUAUGUCUACCACCUGUGACAACACUCUCUAUUGUACUGAUACUUCCAACACCACCUCAUUGUACCUACGUCAGUGUCUUUAUAAAUGAAAUUUUUAUUAAUGGGAAAUGUCUAACCUAAAUACGUGUUCUGUAUCUGUGUGAGAAUUGGAUCCAAUCCUGAAGUUUUACUCGCUUGGGUGAAAUUUGACUCAUUCACUACCUGAAAAAGGUGUUCGUCACUCUGCUCUUUGAUCAUAGGCUACAGGAUGCCAUUGUAAAACUUCAGCAUUUGGAGACGAAUUCUGAAACAAGCCCAUAUAUUUAUACAUAUAUGAGAGGAAAAAAAGAAGGGGGGAAUUGGCUGAAUGCUCACUUGGGCGAAGUGAUAAUUAGAUAUUGGAUAAAAUUGGUAUAAUAGAUUAAUACAUAAAUCAAAAACAGU
Messenger RNA from Penaeus chinensis, 2717 nucleotides. RefSeq lists its product as uncharacterized. The record is from RefSeq and is a predicted model, not a curated record. NCBI's taxonomy places the organism in Eukaryota, Metazoa, Arthropoda, Malacostraca, Decapoda, Penaeidae. The transcript is spliced from 9 exons. The coding region runs from base 271 to 1224 and encodes 317 amino acids.